Molecule: messenger RNA, 7638 nt
Organism: Phascolarctos cinereus (koala)
Lineage: Eukaryota; Metazoa; Chordata; Mammalia; Diprotodontia; Phascolarctidae
Gene: SH3RF3
Product: SH3 domain containing ring finger 3
Molecular function (GO): protein binding
Source: RefSeq, a predicted model, not a curated record
AGCAAACCUACCAAACUUCCCCAGCUUCUCCAGUUCCUCCCGUACGUAUUUCCGUUGCUCUGACGCUCUCCUGAGCUAGGGGGUCGGGCAGGAGAAAUCGAUUCUUUCCCUCCCCCUAUCCAUUCCUCUUCUCUUACCCAAAGGGGAAUUCGAGUAGGAGUGAAGAGGUGUUGCAGCGGGAGAAGGGAGGAGGCUUCCAAGAUAUCUCAAUCACUGGAAUUGCGUUCCCUUGGACGUGGGAGAGCACAGAGAGUUUCUCUGGCGAUCACUUUCAGCCAGAGGAGGGGCAGUGUGUCCCUGCUGGGCGUUAAGAGGGCAGCAAGAGGGCACAGAGCCUUGAAGGAUCUGCAGUUCUGCCGGAGGCCUUGCUCAAGCAGUUGCUGAAAAGGGUCGGGAGCCCGGAGGUCAAGUGCGUAACCGUAAACUGUCUUGGAGAUUAGAGACGCGGCGAAUUGCGCAGCUAGUGAGAACUUCAGGAAUUUCUCCCUUCCAGUGCUUAGCACCAAGCUUAGCUGGAGCAGCCGUGACUGCUGCAGCAGCAUCCCAGGGCAUCUCUGUAGCUGUCAAUCCUCCGGAGGAGCCGAGGGGAGAGAGAAGGCUUAGGAUGCUCGAGAGAGUUAUCGGUCUGGAAUGAUGCAUCUUUUGCUCAGCCCGAGUAUCUCCUAAAAACAAAACAAACAAACCCCAAUCCCAACCGACUCCAGAGAUGAAGAGGAGGAUUCUGACAACACAAACCAAACUUUAUGACCCCUUUCUGUUCAGAUCAGCUUGACUGAAUCCCUGAGUUCCACGGUAAAUAUCUUUCUACUUGGGGUGAGAACAUGGUAAUAGUCGAUGGGAGAAAGAGAGACUAUCAGUGGUGAGAAGACAGACGUGAAGUGUUCCCCCCCCCCUUCCUUUUUCACGACUCCGGAAGGAUUAUAUAAGGUGGAUCACGGGCUGCCACCAGUCAGCUAGAGGGAAGAACAAAUUACUGUAUUGAGAGGUGGAUUUUUGCCCUUUCCCUUAACCUCCUCUCGUCUUGUGUGCCCAGCAUCCUGCAGUGAAGGUGACUGACCUCCCUGCCAGUUUGUUUCAGUCCUCGCUUGUAGUGCACUUUUUUUUUCCUGGAGGAAAAGGGAGGAUCCAGCUAACGCGAGGAGCUCCCGGGAGGGAGGCGACAGGGACCUGCGAUCAGGUGUUGGGGAGCCCCAUGGAGAAGCCGCGGAGGCGGUACUGUUUGGCAGGGCUGCGGUGGGGAAGCUCUGACAAAGCUCCUGAGACUCCUCUGGUCUUGCAGGUUCAGCUGCUGCUGCCGUUUGCUUUCUCACUUUCCUCGGUCUGAAGGCUACAUCGCUGGCUCCCUGGGCCCCCACUGAACCUUUGGAGCCCACUAAGUCAAGUCUUGCCCUCGCUUGACCGAUUUUACCCUCUGCGCCCCACCCACCCGUGGACACGCGUGGGAGAGACAGGUGUAGCACAUCUUAUCCUAAUGCCUGCCUGCCCCCUGCGGGGAGGACAGCUGAUUUGCUCGGGAGGCCCAGGGACUUGGGAGGGAGGGGGUCUGGAGAUCUAGCUGCAAGGCAGGGUGAGAUUUUGGCUUGGAACCGGGUACGAAUUGGUUCCCCAGAGAGCGCCUAACUCCUGAAGCCCGUCCGAAGGGCUGUUUCUGCGCCACUUUUUCAUUGCUGCUCCUGUAGCCUUCGGGACCCAGCGCAUUUAGGAAGAGGGGAGGUGGUGACAUCACGUCCAGAGAUCGAGGGAGGGAGCUGGAAAACUCCCCCUUCCCCAUUGCUCUUCAUUCCUAGCGUUUCCUGGCUACACCCGCUGUUAAUUUGUGGAUGAAGUUGGUUGGGUCCUCUCUUCCGCGUCUCCCCUGGAGGGUGGCUGCCCUGAUGCCUCCUGCCAGCGGCAGGCCCACAGUACCGGGGACUUAGGGCUGCUGCGUUCCCUGCAGCCACCACCACCGGACUCCAUGCUCCUAGGAGCGUCUUGGUUGUGCGCUUCCAAAGCCGCUGCGGCGCAGAGCGAAGGAGAAGAGGAAAGGCAAGGCGAGAGGAGGAGGAGGCGAGUAGCAGCAGCAGCAGCAGCAGCAGCAGAAGAGAUGGACGAGUCCUCCUUGCUGGAUUUGCUGGAGUGCUCGGUGUGCUUGGAACGUCUGGACACUACUGCCAAGGUGCUCCCGUGCCAACAUACCUUCUGCCGCCGCUGUCUAGAGAGUAUCGUCUGCUCUCGCCACGAGCUGCGCUGCCCCGAGUGUCGCAUCCUGGUGGGCUGUGGGGUGGACGAACUGCCCGCCAACAUCCUGCUAGUCAGGCUGCUGGAUGGCAUCCGCCAGAGACCCCGAGGCAGCGGCGGGGGAGGUGGGAGCAGCAGCUGCAGCAGCAACGGGAAUAGCCCCACGGCCAGAGGUCAUGGUCCUACCCCAGCUGGAGGGGGUGGAGGAGGUGGAGGCAAUGCCCCGGGGUCUCCAGCCUAUCACCCAGCCGCCGCCGCAGCAGCCGCCACGAUCUCCGGGGGCACCAGCGCCGCCGCCAGUCUUCGAGAGCUGGCAGCAGCCAGCAGGAGCGCCCUCCUGGGAAAGAAUAUUUCCCAACUUCCUUGUGGCAAAGCCCUCUAUAGCUAUGAGGGGAAAGAACCUGGUGAUCUCAAGUUUAACAAGGGAGACAUCAUCAUCCUUCGUCGAAAGGUGGAUGAGAACUGGUACCAUGGGGAACUCAAUGGAAACCAUGGCUUCUUCCCUGCCAGCUAUAUUCAGUGCAUCAAGCCCUUACCACAAGCCCCACCCCAGGGCAAAGCACUUUAUGACUUUGAGAUAAAGGAUAAAGAUCAGGACAAGGACUGUUUAACUUUCACCAAGGAUGAAAUCUUGACUGUAAUCAGGAGAGUCGAUGAUAACUGGGCAGAAGGAAUGCUGGGAGAUAAGAUUGGAAUUUUCCCUCUCCUCUACGUGGAGCUCAACGAAUCCGCCAAACAGCUUAUUGAAAUGGACAAGACAUGCUUAGCUGCUGCAUCUGGCUGCGAUGUCUCCUUGCCAUCUGACACCAACAUGGCAGGCAAUCUGGCCCAGUGUUCUACCUUAAGCAGCUCGGGAGCAGUCAGUGCCAUUCAGCGGCGUAUCGAUGGCAAGAAGAAUGCCAAGAAACGCCACUCCUUCACUGCCCUCAGUAUGACGCACAAAUCCUCCCAGGCUAUGAGCAAUAGGCAUUCCAUGGAAAUUAGUGCUCCUGUUUUGAUCAGCUCUAGUGAUCCCCGGGCUGCUACCAGAAUUGGAGAGUUGACUCACCUUUCAUCCAGUGCUCCAGCCCAGGACUCUUCUUCAGCUGGAUCUGCUGCAGUGGCUGGGCCCCGGACAAGUGCAGUUGUUGGAGAACAGGGAACAUCCCCAAAGGUCCAGCUGCCUCUCAAUAUAUACCUAGCACUUUAUGCAUACAAGCCCCAGAAGAAUGAUGAGCUGGAACUGCGAAAGGGGGAGAUGUACAGAGUCAUUGAGAAGUGUCAAGAUGGUUGGUUCAAGGGAACAUCCCUGAGAACUGGAAUCUCUGGAGUCUUCCCAGGAAACUACGUGACUCCUGUCUCUAGGGUUCCUGUAGGAGGAGUUGGGCAGCCUCGAAAUAGUAUUCCUGGAGGGUCUCCGCUGGCUAAAGGGAUGACAGGAGCUGCUCUUCCAGGAGGUGGAAGCCUGACCAACCCGGCCACUACUGUCAGACCCAUUGUUCCACUCACUGCACCUCAGACCCAUCCCCAGCACCAGGCAGCUUCUCCUCCUAUGAGCAAUUGUCUGAGGCAUUCAGCUCAGCAGACAGCCAGCCAGGCUCGAAGUGUCAUGCAGAUAGCUGCCCACCCUCCUGCUCAGUCUCAAGACCGGCCCACUGCGACAGUAUCACCUCUACGUACCCAAAGCUCUCCAUCCCGCAUGCCAGCUACAGGGAUCAGGCCGCACACCAUCGUAUCUCCACAGCACCUCCACCAAUCCCCGAUUCAGGUCGUCUCUGGAGCACAGUGCCCCAGGCCUGUCAUCCCUCUGACAUCAGCAGCCUCGGCCAUCACGCCUCCCAACGUCAGUGCAGCCAACCUGAAUGGAGACAUGGGCAGUGGGCCCAUCAGUAGCUUGUUGACUUCCAGCCCGACCAACACAUCCGGCAAAACAGAGGAGAAAAAGAAUGAAAAGAAAGAGAAGAAAAGUGGACUGUUGAAACUUCUAGCAGGAGCCUCUACCAAAAAGAAGUCUCGCUCACCCCCAUCUGUGUCCCCAACUCAUGACCCCCAGGCGGCAGCAGCUGAGGGAGCUCUCCAGGGUGCUGUGGGACCUGAGGUGUCAUUGCUGUCUAGCCACGGAAGGGCUGGCUCCUGCCCGAUCGAGAGUGAGAUGCAAGGGGCUAUGGGCAUGGAACCACUUCACCGGAAGACUGGCUCCUUGGAUCUGAAUUUCUCCAUCUCCUCCCCAGUCAGGCAGCCUCCUCCUUCCAUGGCAGCCAUCCGACCAGAACCCAAGCCAUUGCCCCGAGAAAGGUACCGAGUGGUGGUCUCCUACCCUCCUCAGAGUGAGGCUGAGAUUGAGCUGAAAGAAGGAGACAUUGUGUUCGUGCACAAGAAGAGGGAGGAUGGCUGGUACAAAGGGACACUGCAGAGGAAUGGGAGGACGGGCCUCUUCCCAGGAAGCUUCGUUGAAAGUUUCUGAUGAGGACUGGCUGCCUUUCUCCCCCUAGCAUCCACCACCAUUCUCCAAACCAAAAGACCUUCCAGAGGAAAUUUCCAUAGCACAAGAAAAGAAAACAAAGGGAGGCUUUCACCGUUCUCCACUGUCACCAUCCCUUCCAAAGACACUCCAAGGCCUUUCUGCUCAAGGCCUGCGGCUGUGCUGCUGUGUUUCUGUAACCAGGGGAUGCCUUGGACCGAGGGGUAGGAAAGGAACCUGGGCUAGACACUAAUUGAGAGAACACAGCUUUGGAUUGUAUUUCAACUCAAAUGCCAACUCCCUUUGUGUAAAUUAGAGAGAAAAUAUCUUUUAAAAAAGAAAAUAAGAAGAAAGUUGAUUUAUUGCUGUCACUUAUUUUGUUGGAGCUGUAGUGCUCUUGGUUCCUGCCUAUGCAAGAUGGAUUUGAGAGGUCCGGGAGGGCUGCUAGGAAGCAUUGAAAACAAGCCACAUUGGUUUGAUGCUUCUUUUGGGAGGAGGUGAUGUGGGUGGAGAAACAUUUAGGGAGAAUUCCCAUUCAGGCAUUGCCCUGGAGGAUCCAGUGGGGAAUCCAAAUUGUUAACGUCACCCUUUCUAUAUACCUCAGUAAUCUGCUGCCUAAUCAUUUCAGCAAGGGUGCUCAGAGAAGGGGAGGUGUUUUUCAUCUGGAGGGGGGAAGGGGGAAAGUUGCAGGACUGCCCUGGGCAGAGCCUCCCCAAAGCUAGAGAUCCUCCAUGUGGCUUUGGGUUGAUUUUUGGGGGGGGAGGGGGCGGGGAAUCCUUUUCUGUGUGUCUCCUCUCAGUAGUAUAUGCAGCAAAUUUUUGUUUUUACCCUCCAGUAUCACCUUUGUUUCUUAUGGCAUACCUUUUUAUGUAAAAGCUAUUAGACUUUAUAUAUUUCUAAUAGGUCAUACAUUUCCUAUUUUUUCAUACAUCUGGUGCUGCCUUUUGGUAAAACUAUGAAUGACUUGGUUUUGCAUAAAAGAAUGUCUGAGGAGAGAGAGAGAGAGAGAGAGAGAGAGAGAGAGAGAGAGAGAGAGACAUCAAACAUGUAGACGUUUUUAUAUUUACCAUAUGAACUUUGGAGCAUACCAACAAGUCCAUGUCCUGGAGAUCAAAACCUAGGCUGACAUUUCCUGGAGCAAGUGAGAGAAUCCAUUUGGGUGGUAGGGGGAGAGGACUUGAAAAAAGCCAAUUUCCUUAAACCCUUACUAAAACCCCAUACUCUGUCUAGACAGUGACAAUUAUUCAAGAAUUGGGAGCAUUUCCAGCAGAAGGGAACCAUUUUAACUGACUUUUACGUGGCAAUAAAAAGAACACUGCAGGUCCACACUGGCCCAAGAUGGUGGAAUUUUCCUCUCAUUCCAUCAGAGGGAAAUGUCAGUGACUGUAAUUAGCAAUUUCAAAGUGUGAGUUCUUACUCUUGAAAAUGUACAGUUCUCAAACAUUGUGCAGAUUCACAGUUUGGUUAAGAUAUCAUUGAAAAUGAACAAUAUCAUUCUCUACCAGGUGGUGCAGACUUCCAUUUACCAGGGACUAAAAGGGGCAGUAAAGGCGAGCAAGUAGAUUCCAUUUUGUGUCACAAACAGGGAAAAGAACUUCUAAUAGUAUUGCUCUGUAGGACUCUGGGGCAGAGGGUAAGGGAAGGGAUUUAAGAAGGGGAAGAUGACAGGAGGUUUUGAUUGCAUUGGGUCUUAAAACAAGUGGUUUUAAGAGAACAGUAUCAAUGAAAAAAAUAUUCGCUUUUCUGUACAUCAUAGAAGCACUGAUUAUAGAUCAGCCAUUUGAGACCACCUGAGUGAUCACAUCUCGAAGGUGGUCUUGUUCUAAAGAGACUCAUUUCCCAAAUGAUACAUUUUCAUCCAUAGAAAGAUAAAAAUCCAUACGUUUCCCCAUCCUUAAAAACAAACACUCUGACUUAGGUUGAACUGCAUAAAUUUGUCCUUGGGAACGUAGGGUUUCCUUGGCUUUCGUGGAUGUGACAAACAAAUUCCAGACAGUCAGCCUCCCGCCAGACAUGGUGCCUUUGAAAUACUGAGCUGUUAUUUUCAGAUCUCAUAUUUUUGGAUGGUUCAGUGGCUAUUUAUUACUGUUGGGUGGUAACCAACACCGAAAGGAUCCUGUUAUUGUCAGGAGGAAGAGGACUUCUUUCCCUCUUUCCAGCUGAUAGCAGAUUUAAGAAAUUUGUUCCUUUAAAAAAAGGGGGGGGCUGGUCUAAAAAUAGAGAGCACUGUCUGUGGAAUUUAUCAAAACCAGCACAUCUCCAUCAGGGAUGAUAAAUUAGUUGACUAGCAAGCAAAAACUGCCAAAAAGGCAUAUGUGUGUAUAUAAAAAUCAUAUCACUAUACAAAAUGUGUAUUGAUUGAUAGAGACACCUAAAUGAUAAACACAAGCAACUCUCUGGUGAAAGCUCUAGUGAUCGAUACUUUCAGAUAAUUCAAAAAACUUACUUUCACCCUUCUCAAAAUCCUAUGAGGAGAGCAGCUAACAAGAAAAGGAAGAAUCUGGUGUGAAUUUCAUUUUCUGUCUCUGCCCCUACCCACGUGAUGCUAAAAAGCUGAAAUAUGGCCAUGAGACUCCAAGCCAGAAAGGAAACCUGGAUGAUUUACACAAUGAAUACUCAAUUAGCCAUGAAAUAACAAUAAAGAGAGUUGAUUAUUCCCAACACCAACAAAUGGGAUAUUUUAUUGGGUGAGGAGGGAGGGAGGAGAAUGGUAAUUGCUGUCUUCAUUUUUAAAAAAUGAAAAAAGAAGGUAAUUUGGUCCCUUGCACACCUCUUGGUAGUCAGUCUCACCUCCAAGAGUCCCAGACCGCAAACUUUAGAAGGAUCUUAAUCUCAUAGGACCAAAGCCAGAGCAUUUGGGGAAGGAGGAAAUACACAACCAGCAUCAGUGUUUUGAGCACAUUUGUGACAGUCCUAGUUAAUGAAAAUUUAAACCACAAAAACAACAACAAAAAACAGGAGCAAAGUGUCAUCUUUUGGGG